AUGGUCAUAGACCUUACUCAGGACUCUGAUUCCGACAAUCAGAAUCGCCUCCAGACUUGGCCUGUCAAUGGAAACCACGUCCUUCCAGCACAGCCAGCCUUUACCUCAAGUUUAACCAAUCACAGUACAGUACCGCUGAAGCGGAAACAGGACGGACUGGAAUGGCCCUCUGCUGUCCCUGAUGGCCCCUUCAACCAGGCAAAUUUCUCCGGGUUUCCAAAUGGAGAUUCUAAAGGGGCAGACAGUGAGAAUCCAGCCUCUCAGUCAACCGACAUCUACAGAAUUCAAGCACAAAGAAAACUUCAGUCUUUCGCGGAGCACAAUUACCAAAGUUCUUAUAAAAAACGGCCUCAUAUUAUCGCCACAAAUGGCACUUACCAGAGCCCUUAUGAACCUAACUACAAGCCUCACCUCUCACAAAGUCAAGCCCAGCCAUCCACCCCUAGCCCCGGUCCUACUAGCCAAGAGGAAGGAAACAAGAUCGCAGUUGUGGUCCCGUCUCCUUCUCGUCAACUAAAACGAGAGAUUGCGUCUGCUAGUUGGUCGAGAUCCGAUCAUGGCCCGACUGGUUUAUCUCAAGAGUACUAUCCCACCGAUGCAUAUGAGAAGCGCGCACUGAAGGGAAUCUAUCCAUCUACUAGAAAGGUCAACCGGGCCAAAAUCCCCUUCCAGAUCGGCUCCCCUGGUCCAUUUCUCACCUCCCCCCCUAAGAUAAACCGACAAUUGCAGCUUUCCUUAGAGCGCAAAUUGUCAGGUAUCAAAGGCCCUCCUGUCACGUUCGCUGCUGCCGAUCAAAAACUGCUAGCGCAGUUUGGAAACUUCGAGUUCAUUAACAGCAACAAGCUGCGAAGAGGGGUGCAGCCGGCCCCGGAAGAAUUUCACGGGGGCUGCUCUUGUGACUCGUUCUGUGACCCGGGCCGCUGCACUUGUCUCGAGACUGAGGAGAACGAUUCCAAGAGCACGAUCAUUCCGUACGAGAGAGCAAAAGACGAUGGGCGGCUCAUGGUGUUAACACCGGAUUUCCUCAAGCGGCGUAUGAUGAUCUCUGAAUGUGGGUCUCGGUGCGACUGCAAUGCGGCCUGUUGGAAUCGCGUCGUGCAGAGUGGACGCCAGGUGAGGUUAGAGAUUUUCCAUACUGGCAACCGUGGAUUUGGCCUUCGCUCCCCGGACCUGAUUCGCGCUGGUCAAUUUAUUGACUGUUAUCUUGGUGAGGUCGUCACUAAGGAUGUUGCCGAUGUGCGCGAAGAGCUCUGCAUGGCAAAACAUGGUCACUCAUACCUGUUUGGCUUGGAUUGGUUUGUUGAUACAGUGGCCGAGGAGGACAUGUUCGUGAUAGACGGUCAGAAGUUUGGAGCCCCUACACGGUUUAUGAAUCACUCGUGUAAUCCAAAUUGCCGCUUGCUUCCAGCUACACGCAACAACGCGGACCAGCGGCUGUAUGAUCUUGCCUUUUUUUCUUUGAAGGAGAUCCCGCCUAUGACUGAGUUGACUUUCGAUUACAACCCUGAUGCGGAGAGUGUUGAUGUCGUCAGCGAAGAUUCUCAGGCAAAGCUUUGUCUCUGUGGGGAGCCUAACUGUCGGAAACAAUUGUGGCCGAACCAGCGCAAGGGAACUAGAUGA
Molecule: messenger RNA, 1620 nt
Organism: Aspergillus affinis
Lineage: Eukaryota; Fungi; Ascomycota; Eurotiomycetes; Eurotiales; Aspergillaceae
Gene: clrD
Product: histone-lysine N-methyltransferase Clr4
Exons: 3
Coding region: 1-1620 (539 amino acids)
Cellular component (GO): nucleus
Molecular function (GO): protein binding; zinc ion binding; histone methyltransferase activity
Source: RefSeq, a predicted model, not a curated record